This is a messenger RNA of Nannospalax galili (Upper Galilee mountains blind mole rat), 4386 nucleotides long. RefSeq names its product glycine N-acyltransferase-like protein Keg1. NCBI's taxonomy places the organism in Eukaryota, Metazoa, Chordata, Mammalia, Rodentia, Spalacidae. The record is from RefSeq and is a predicted model, not a curated record. The coding region runs from base 98 to 985 and encodes 295 amino acids. Gene Ontology annotation, molecular function: glycine N-acyltransferase activity. Gene Ontology annotation, cellular component: mitochondrion. The transcript has 6 exons.
GUGAAUACUGCAUUUCUGAAAAACUGUGCUGUUCAUUCUUUCCUCAUAGGAGGCCCUCUGUGUGGAUACGGAUUUACAGUCUAAAGUGUCUCCCAAGAUGCUGUACUUGCAGGGUUCUCAGAUGCUGAAGAUUCUGGAGAAUUCUUUGAGGAAGCACCUCCCUGAGUCCUUAAAGGUUUAUGGGACUGUCUUCCACAUGAACCGGGGAAACCCAUUUGAGCUAAAGGCCCUGGUGGACAGAUGGCCUGAUUUUAACACUGUUGUUAUUCGUCCUCAGGAGCAGAACAUGACAGAUGACCUUGAUCACUACACCAACACUUAUCUAAUAUAUGCCAAGAAUCCCAAGAGCUGUCAGGAAUUCCUUGGCUCAUCAGAAGUCAUCAACUGGAAACAACAUUUGCAGAUUCAAAGUUCCCAGUCAAGCCUGGACAAGGUGAUAGAAAAUCUUGUAACCACUAAUUCGGGUAAAGUCAAACAUAAGCAAUGCUUUCUCUAUAUGAUAUUCGAAACAGCAAAGAAGUUGCUUCCUUCCCUGGUGGAUGAAAAGGACUUAGCACUCAAUCUUAACAUGCCUAAGAUCAUCAACAAAGAUAUGUUUAAACUCACAUCCCUGGAUGUUAAGCAUGCUUCCUUGGUGAAUAAUGUCUGGUAUUUUGGUGGCAAUGAGAGAAGCCAGAAGUUCAUCGAACACUGUAUCCGCACCUUCCCCAGCGUCUGUCUGCUGGGGCCUGAUGGGACACCAGUGUCCUGGGCCCUGAUGGACCACACUGGAGAACUGAGAAUGGCAGGCACUCUGCCUGAAUACCGGGGCCAGGGUCUCAUUCACUAUGUUGCUAUUUGUCAGAUCCAGUCUCUGGGAAACCUUGGCUUUCCCAUGUAUGCCCACACAGACAAGGCCAAUCUCACUGUGCAGAGAAUGGCUGCUGUCCUGAAACAUGUCCCCAUGCCCUGUGAGUGGAACCAGUGGAACUAUGUGCCUCUGUAAUGCUGGUGCUACAGCGAAAGAGGGUGAUGAGGGGGCUAUCUAUGUGGUUGGAGAAGCAGCUGGGUGAACAGAGGGAAGAAAUAAAUUGUAAUUAAGCAGACACAGAAAGCUGGGAUGCAUCAUGAACUAUGAACACUGGUCCCUGCUCUCAAAUAACGAAUGCACUUCAUCCAUUUACAUGGUAUGAAAUAGAUCAAGUUAUUCUGCUCCCAGUCUGGCAGAGCACCCUUGUUCUCAGGAUCCCUGUAGCACUUUGUACUUAGUUGCAUUCUUUUCUGUUCCACUCUCAUUGACCAUUGGCCAGGAGUCAUGUUCUGUGAUCUUCCUGCCCUCUCUAGCUUUAUCAUUCUUUUCUAGGUCACUUCCUAGAUGUUGUAUUGUUAUCUGAAAUGUAUUAUACAUACACAAUGUAUUGCACAUGCACAAUGUGUGUGGGACAACUUUUAGAAUUAUUAAGAAAAAGACUGGCACAGGAGCAAAUGUACUGUUUGGCCAACCCUGGCAAUGGAAGUCUAAUCCCUGGGACCCAAUGGGGGAAGGAGAGUACCAAUUCCCUCACAUUUCCUCCGACCUCCACUGGUGCAUUGUGGCAUGCACUCACCCACCCCAACAUACACACCACAAAUAAAUAAUAAAUAGAUGAUAGAUGAUGGAUAGAUAGAGAUAAAUAGAUGAUAGAUAGAUGAAUUCAUUCAAUAACAAAGUAAUUUAUAAAUUUUAAAGAACAGAAAAUGGCUAAUGCUCUUUUGAGACUACCUUUAAUAUAUUUUAAAUGAGUUACCAAUAGUAAUUCAGUAAAGAAAAUUUGGCGCUGCUUCUAAAGGCUGAGCUUUGUCACUCCAUUCUAAUGUUUAUAUUAAAACAAACCUAAUCUUUGUUUAUGGAAUCGUGAACUCUGGGGCAGUGCAGGGAGAAGAGGAAAGAGAACACUCAGACUACAAGUAGAUAUUAUAUUGGAAAAACAGAGAAAUGAGGCAGGGAAGGGAAGCAGGACGAAGGGACAGAGGGAAGAGAAGGAGAGAGAUGGAGAGGGGAAUCUGGGAGCAGGUGAGAGAGAGAGAAGCUCAUGAAUCUCCGGUUGGAAAAAGAUCAUCUUAAGUAGAGAAGAUGAAUGUGUUUUCAAUAUCAUUAAGUAUGUUCAAAUAAAUGCUUCCUAAUGAACUCAUUGCCAAUAACAACCACCUCCUGUGGUGGGAAUUCCUCUCUUAGUUCUUCCACACAGGCCUCAAAGCCUUCCAGUAUUUGCACUAUGCCUCCAAGCAAUUAUUUAAGAUUAUUUUUCAAAGUGUUCACUCAGUUUCCUGGGAAUGACAGGAUACUUCCUUUUGAUGAAAGCAACAGGAACAUAAGCUAAGACAGGUGCCUUUCAGAGGUUUGGAUCCUAACCAUUAGUACCACUUACCACUCCUCUAUAAGCAAUUAAGUUCUCAGUGUCUAUGUUUUUUAAAUCUCUCUCUCUCUCUCUCUUUCUCCUCUCCCUCAUUCCCUCCCUCUCCUCUCUGUCCUGUGUGUGUAUGUGUGUGUAUGUGUGUGUGUGUGUGUGUGUGUGUAUGUGUGUGUUUGUACAGGGUUUUCACAUGCCAUGAUGCAUGUUUGGAGGUCAGAGGACAACCUCCAGUGCUGAUUCUUGCCUUGCCUUCCAUCUUACUUGAGGCAGAAUCUCUUUGUAGUUUUUAUUUUCUAUACACCUGAUUAGCUCACUCAAAAGCUUCUGGGGAUUGUCUUGUAGACACCAGCCCUAUCUCCCUAUAGCAGUGCUUGGAUUACAGACACAUGUACUACCCUGGCUGUCUUUAUGUGAUGUAGCUAAAAUUCCUUCUGGAGUUGUGAAAACAACCUCUGCAUCCAACCCCCUUGAUCACUAUGACAAACCAAGGUAUGAUUUUGUCAAGCUACAGUCAGGGAAACCAGUGAAUUUAUCAGGCUUACUUAUAGAGUAAUGUAUGAGGGUUUCCUUACAAGAGUGUGGGUGCUCCACUCCUAAGGCCAAACUGGAAAGUCUUCAAUCCAGCAUGAAUGGUGACUUCUCCACAGCUGCACAAAAUGUCAAGAACACUACCCCCCUGGGCUUCCUCAGUUUAUAUACCCUUAGCUCCCCCCCCAUGCAGCUAGGGAAGACUGAUUGGUUGGAGGCAUGACUGACAUGCCCUGCCCCUCCUUUCUUACAGAGCCUAACAAUCAACAAACUUAACUGUGAUAAUCCUAGGCAAGUGGGUGCAACCAAGCUUGGAAAGAUGGCAUCCGUCUAUGGUCUGUCUGAGAACAAUCCUAUGCAACACUCCACCCCUUCCUCAGGCUCUUGCAUUCUUUCUACCAUCCUCUUCUGCAAGAGUCCUUGAGCCUUGGAGGGGGUGACCUAGAUGUAGGACAAACUUCCUCCCACUGUGGUGAGAUACUGAACCCUUGGGUCUUUUCAUUAUCUGAUUUCAGGACUUGGCUGUUGGCCCAUCUUGUAAUAUCCUAUAAGUAGGUAUUCCUCCUACUAUAAAAACACAAAUAAAAAGAAGGAAGCAGUAAAUGAGAAAACAUCUAAACAAAUAUUGACUGCAAUCAUUACCUAUGUACAUAAACACAAAUGCUUGGAAAGCUUCUUAUCAUGUGCAUCACAUCCAUCUAACAAAAGUAUUUCAGUGGCCUAUAAUAUACCCUGCCACCAGGGGUUUGCCUGGCUUGUAGUACCAGACUUUCAUUCCUCCCCUAAGAGACAGCUUUAAAUCCAAUUGGAAAAUUUUUGGUUGUGCAUACACUUGUCAUGCCAUAUUACACUGGCAGGCACAUUGCCCUUGGCAUGUUGAUAAUGCACCAUCCUGGACUGUUGGGAGAAAUUCUCCCCCAGUGAUCUGCAUAGUGCCUUCUUGCACUAUGACCACUAGUCACUUGGCUGGCAGGGAGUUUCCAACUUAAUUAUAGCUUUAUUUCUCCCUUUCCAGUGUUUACAGCAUGUUGUGUCUUCUCAAUAGGGUCUUACCAUCUAGUUCUGGCAUCCAACCAAUGUUACUGGUGAUAACUUUAUCAUUUGGGGAUCCUCGGUGGCCUCCCUGGUCAACACUCAUGGAGGGACAACCCAUCACUGACAUUGGGAUUUUCACUUAACAAUCAUACAGUUUCUUGAAGCCUCUGUUCUUAUUUCCAUAAGAUAUCUUUGUUUAUUCUUUGGCAUUUACAUGCCCAGGCUGUUAUAGACUUUUCUCAACCAUCCUGGUGGGUAUCACUUGUUCCUUACCCAACCAGAAAGUUCCCCAAAAUUUCAAAGCUGCACCAGGGCCUUGUAUCCCUUGUGAAUCUUCUUCAUCCUUGUUUCCUUGGGUGUACUUGAUAUCUCUCAAAUGUGUUUCCACAUCUUCAAAACACUCAGAUGUUAACACUUAUUCUACAUCAAGAAUAAACAAGGUAUAACACAA